Molecule: messenger RNA, 945 nt
Organism: Cotesia glomerata
Lineage: Eukaryota; Metazoa; Arthropoda; Insecta; Hymenoptera; Braconidae
Exons: 4
Coding region: 460-945 (161 amino acids)
Source: RefSeq, a predicted model, not a curated record
GUGCAGCGUUAGUUCCAUUCACUAGCAUGCUUUCUUCAAUAAAUUAUUGGCGACGACAGAUUCACCCUCCGCAACCUAAGUCGCUAUACCAAUAUGUAUCGUUCUUGCAAACGGAUAGAUGGAAAAGUUAUUUGAGCCGUACCAAAAGUGAAUUGCAACUAAAGUAUAUACAAAGCAGUGAUAAAUCAUCAGCAGUUGUUUUGGCCGAUAAAGAAUAUCUACGAACAAUUAAGACCAGUCAUUUAUUGAUUGAUGCGACAUACGAAGUUUGUCCCCGAGCUCCAGCAGAAAUCUAUUAAUUGCUAACUAUUAUGGCUGUAGUAGAUAAAAAUACACUUCCAAUCACAUGGGCAUUGAUGACAAAUAAAACAAAAAAGAGUUACACGGACAUUUUAAAAUACUUUAAAACCGAAUUAGCUCCACAUCGAGAGCGUCACGUCAGAUUUCGAAUUGGGAAUAAUGGGAGCCGUCCGAUCAUCUUAUAUCAAUGCACACCCACACGGGUGUUACUUCCACUUUAUACAAGCAAUAAUUAAAAAAACGUCCACUUUAAGAUUAGAUGCUUUGAUUGGAGAAAGAGAAGACAUUGGAGUUUUCAUCAGAAAACUUUUGGGCCUUGCUCUGUUGCCAGCGACUGAUAUCGACAGAGCUUUUGAAUGGCUCAUUAAUGAUCACAAAGAAAUGAUCAAGGAAUUAAAUGGAUUAAUAAGUUAUUUUAGAGAAUACUGGCUUAAAGUCGUAAAACCUGAAAGAUUUAACUGUUACCGAAAAGAAAACAAAACCAACAACAACAUUGAAUCCUACCACAGAGUACUUAGAUUAAAGUUAGGAUCGCAUCCGUCAAUCUGGGAAUUCACAGAACGUAUUGCAACACUCCAAGAGUUGGCAAAAAUAGAAAAAGACUUCAUUAGAGCUGAACUUAGAAAUAAGAAGUCCCGAAAGUAA